Molecule: messenger RNA, 2829 nt
Organism: Spodoptera litura
Lineage: Eukaryota; Metazoa; Arthropoda; Insecta; Lepidoptera; Noctuidae
Product: transmembrane protein 39A
Cellular component (GO): membrane
Source: RefSeq, a predicted model, not a curated record
ACUGUUGAAUUUCUUCGGCAGAUCGACUGUGCUGUGUGUUGAUCGGAAAUAAGCGAAAUAAAACAAUAUUGUGACUUUUUAAUAAACAUUUUAACAUGUGAGUGAUGAGUUGUACGGAAAAUGAAAGUGGCCCUUUUGUCGUGUUCUUCUUACCAGCGGUCGUUGGCUGCCUGACCAUACUCCUGGCUAGACGCUGGGCGAACUCCCAAGUUAGCAAUACUUCGUCUACAGCCGUCUCUAGGCGGCGAAAAAUCAUUAAAGACCCGCUUAUCAAGCGGCCCCUGCCGCAGAUAACAAGUAAAAUGAUGCCACCCGGAUCUAAAAAAACUUCUGGUGUAAAUAAGAAGGGUGCAUUCGCAGUUGCCGAUGAGGAAAUAAAUGGCAGUGGCAAGAAGAUUCGAUCUUCAAGAGCUGCUCCCACACCUUCUCCAAAUGCUGUCUCAGAAGUGAAGCUGACAGAUGUGCCAGUAGCACCAAAACACAUCCCCUUCCCCUACAUACCACAAGAUGGCAACCUGCUCUUUGAAGCUAUGACAUUUGUCUUCACUCUUGUGGCAACUGGGUUACAGUUCUUGAAUCUAUACAGAACAGCCUGGUGGUUACCUCAUUCAUACACAAAUCAGGCUAUGAAUUUCUAUUUGAUCGACCCUCACUUGGUGGCGUUUAUAGUGACAAUAAUAUUCCGGAAACUAUUACUAAGUAUCAGUUUAGCAAUACUGAGAGGUAUCCUCGCGCCAAAAUUGAUGCCACAUGCUACUAUAGCUGCCAGGAUGUUCAUAUUGGGUGUCGUGCUAGGCGCUCUAUCGUGGUGCACGUACUUCAUCGUGCUAAAGUACCCAGUCGUAAAAAUAUUCUAUUUGUUAUACCCGGCCGUGAUAUACUUCCUGCUAUUCGGUUUCCAGUCGGCUCCAUUCCUAGAGUUGAACACAAGCGACCCUCCACUACACUGUUGUACACACGACGCUGCACAGAUACGGACAGAAGUGGAAGCGUUACGGCAAGAUUUCAAUGACAGGAUGAAGAAAAUCAUAUUCAAUUCCGUUGUUGGAGCCUACUACUCCAGUUUUAUACCUUGCACUUUUGCACAGCCAUAUCUCUACUACGAGGUAUACGCAGCGUCACAACAGACCGCGUUUGUAUGGGCGGGUCUAUUCGCUCGGUACGUGAGCCAGCUCGUCAGUGCGACGUACUGCGACGUGCCGCACCGGUCCGCGCUACAUCUCGGACGGUGGAAACCUGAUCAUAAUUCUUGUACAGAAGGCAAUGAGGUCCAGGCGUGGUCCGCGGAGCGCAUGUGGUCCCGCGGCGCGCGCGUGUCGUGCGGCGGCCGCGUGUACGUGGCGGCCACGCCCACCGUCGCCGCCGACCCCACCACAGCCGCGCAUACUCGCUUCCAUACGGUGUUCGCGAACCCCUCACUAUUACUCUGCGCCAUGUUAUGCCUACAGCUGUCACUAAUAAUACUACAGCUGUGUCUACUAUUCAGUUCUAUACAAUGGCACAACUUCCUAGCUAUAGUCAUAUUACUCUUCAUAAACUAUUACACACUGUUCAAAAUGGUCCGAGACUAUCUAGUCGCCUGGAAAGUCUAUAAAGCAGAAAAUAUGAUACAGGAUAAAAAUGGCCCCUUACAUUCUGUGCCCAAUUAAGUGAUAAUCUAUAUUCCUAAGAUUGAAUGUUUCCCGCGCACAAAAUUUGUUUCCUCUGUGUUGCCAGCUUCGUUGUAUUGUUUUUGUAUGAAUUUUGUGUAUGUAUGUAGUAUCGGUUUGCAGAAAUAGUUAUAGUCGGUAGAUUCGGUAAUUACGUUAUACUAGUCGUGCGGUUUAAAAGGGUAAUGUUUGGACUCGCUUAUGCCCAUUUUUUUACUGAUUAAUUAAUGUAUUUUCGUCAAUAUUCUCCACAGUCUUCCACAGUUUCACUUAUGAAAUAAGAUUUAAUCUUAUAAGUACCAAAGGAUUCUUUUUUUAUUGUUUUUCUCUAUGUGAUAUUUAAAUGUUUAUUUGUGUAAGAAGAAUUUCUUCCUAAGCGAAACUCUUUAGCAAAAAGUUUUCAGUAAAUAGGUAAGAUGCAAUAUAUUGUUUAGAGAUUGGGCCAAGUACGUUGAAAGAAAGGCGGACACAAUCUCUUGAAACAACGACUGUGGCACCUGGCUACUAUAGAGUUAUACGCCGAACAUAGACACAUUGACACAAAGGACAUCUGGUAAUGUAAAACAUACACACCCGCACAUAAAAAAACCACUGACAAAUGGUGCUUCAAUCAUUUCCAAGUAAUAUUAUGUCCGCCUUCUUUUCGACGUUCUUGGAUUGGGCAUAGUGUUGCUAAUGGUCAGUUAACAUUCCAUAGUGGAUUUCCGAACUCAAUAUAACGAAGCUUGUAGUAUACUAAAAUCUUUAUCUUGUUGAAUUUCUAAUUGUUGUGUCAAUUGUACUUAAUGUUUGUUUAGAACUGCGCUCAUGUAUUUAUAAGGAAUCGGUUUUUUGAACAAAGUAAUAUAUAUGUGAAAUUAUUAUAAGACUGAUGGUGAUUAUAACAUUGCUAUGUUUAGAAUUCACCCGCUGUCUCUGGUGAUUGUGAGCAUAGAAAAUGAUUGUUUCCUCAUUAAAACAAAAUGUAAAAAUCACAUAAUUAUUGUCAAAAUUAUACCAAAAACAAGAUGACACAAAAUGUGAACCCUGAACAAUAUAUCAUACUUGCCAUUAAACUUUUCUUUUUUAGUUUGUAUUCUAUACUUGUGACAUAGACCCUGGAAAUCUCAUUUCAUCAUAGUCUAGUCAUGGACUUGAAUGUAAGUAAAUUAUGAAAAUAAAAACUUUAAUGAACAGUGGA